Messenger RNA from Oncorhynchus tshawytscha (Chinook salmon), 1360 nucleotides. Its product is annotated as zinc finger protein 239-like. NCBI's taxonomy places the organism in Eukaryota, Metazoa, Chordata, Actinopteri, Salmoniformes, Salmonidae. The transcript has 2 exons. Gene Ontology annotation, molecular function: RNA polymerase II cis-regulatory region sequence-specific DNA binding; DNA-binding transcription factor activity. The record is from RefSeq and is a predicted model, not a curated record. Gene Ontology annotation, biological process: regulation of transcription by RNA polymerase II. Bases 38 to 1048 code for a protein of 336 amino acids.
AGAGUGGAUACAGGCUGUCACAGUGGAAGAGGAAGAGAUGGAUGCUUUCAGAAUUAAAAAGGAGGAAGAGGAGGAUAUCAGCGUGGAAGAGGGGAUAGAACCUUUAAGAAUCAAAAAGGAGGAAGAGGAGGAAGAACCUUUAAGAAUGAAAAAGGAGGAAGAGGCCAUCUCAUUGAAAGAGGAAGAGGAGGGUGACGUGACAGUAAAAAAAGAGGAAGAACCUUUCAGAGAGGAGGAGGAGGGGGCUCUCUCAAACAAAGACAAGGAGGAAGGAGAGGAGGAGGAGACAGACGAUCUGAUUAACACCAGAGAAAGACCAGACUCAGAGGAACCAGAGACGUACAAAUCAGCAAGACCACACCACUGCUCCGACUGUGGAAAGAGUUUUACCCGGUUAGGGUCCCUGAAAGUGCAUAGGACAUUGCACACAGGAGAGAAGCCUUUUCAAUGUUCCCAGUGUGGAAAGAGUUUUGCAGAGUUAGGGCACCUGAAAGCACAUGAGAGAAUACACACAGGGGAGAAGCCUUACCAAUGCUCUCUGUGUGGAAAGAGUUUUUCCUUGUUAGCAAGCCUGAAAAGACAUGAGAGGAUCCACACAAGAGAUGCGCUUUUCCAAUGCUCCCAGUGUGAAAAUAGUUUUUCCUUGUUAGCAAGUUUGAAAAGACAUGAGAGGACACACACAGGUGAUAAGACUUUCCACUGCUCCCAGUGUGAAAGGAGUUUUACACGGUUAGGGAACCUGAAAAAACAUAAAAGAAUACACUCAGGAGAAAAGCCUUUCCACUGCUCCCAGUGUGGGAAGGAUUUUACAGAGUUAGGGAACCUAAAAAGACAUGAGAGGACACACACAGGAGAUAAGCCUCAUCGCUGCUCCCAGUGUGGAAAACGUUUUACCCAGUUAGCACACCUGAAAGUGCAUGAGAGAAUCCACACGGGAGAAAAGCCUUACCAAUGCUCAGACUGUGGAAAGACCUAUUCCUCAUCACGGUCACUUAAAAGUCACGUGAGAAUCCACGCAGGAGGGAAGAAGCCUUCCCCUAGUUUGUAAAUUGUUAUGUCACAUCACAUUGACUUAAUUUCUUUUCCUAGUGGGUAUAUUGAUAUUUCACUUCACAUUAACUUAAAAUUCAUCAGAGAACAUACACAGUUCUCCAAUUGUCUUAUGUUGACUGAUAAUGUGUUUACCUGUUUAUACCACAUGAAAUUAAAUGGUGCAAAGUGUACUCAAACAUAUAUUUGUUUGUUUUUAUUAGAAAACAUGAAUUGAAUAUGGAGUUUGUCAGUUUGAAUAUAGAGCAUAUCAGAUUCCAUGUGUUUAAAUGGUCAUUUCUUAAACUCUAUGUGUGUGUGUUUAUCUGGG